GGGUUGCAAGCACCUACAUCAAUUAUCUUAUCCAAAAAUUCCCUUACAUUCAGUUCGAGCUCGCGGUUUUAGAAUUUGGCUCUGUGAUUGUAUUUGAUUUCUUUAGUUUAGGGUGUGGCUGGUUUUGAGUGAUCGCGUUCCUCUCCCCAAAAAUGGCGACCUCCAAAUUGUGGUCUACCCUCUUCCUCUCCUACUCGGCCGCCAAACUCAACCCUCGUCUCUUCGCCAGGAACCCCUUCUCUCCCGCUCGGCGCCUCCUUUCCACCACUGCCACUCCUUAUCCGCUAUACUACGAGCUCAUCCGCUACCGUCCUGUCCGCGGCUCUACCUCCCGCCGUCGGCUCCCAAAUGCGCAUGACGGCUCCGACCAGCCGCCCCCCGCAUCGUCAGACGCAGCUGAAGUACUCUCCGACACCGCCGGCUCCUCCUCCGAGGCCGCCAUGGACCGUUCCAAGCGGCGGUACUACCGCAAGCGGCAACGCCGCAUGUACGGAGGCUCCGACGACGAGGACCGCCGGCGCGGCGCCGGAGACGAAUACGUAGAGCUCGAGCCGGAGGUAAUAGACUUCCCUCGCCUUCACCCACGCGAGGAGGAACUUUACUUCUACGACGCCUUUGCGUAUCCCUGGGAGAAGGAUAAGCACUAUCGCAUGGUGUACCAGCUUGAAAAGAAGUACUUUCCUCAGUAUUCCUUGGAUAAGGCUUUCGUCGACCCCAUGGAGCCUGUACCGCCGGCAUCGGCAGAGGAAGGUGUGGUGAAAAAGAAAGGACGGAAGCCGAAGAAAGGGAAGGAUGGUAGCGAGGAGAAGGAUGAGAGGGCUUUGAUCUUUUUUGAAGAAAGCGUGGAGAAAAAGGACAGUCUUGCCAUCAAGAGUGUGACGGAGAAGAAGGUCGAGGAGUUCUUCAAGUGUUUGAGGAAAGUCCCAAAGGCUGGUAACAGGCAGGGAGCUGUAGCUGCCCCAAUAACGGUGGAACAGGCUGAGUCGUAUCUCGUGAACAGGAAGACUGAGCUUCCUCCAAGGUGGGAUGGCCCAUCCGGGACUGUAGUUCUUGUGGACAAACCUAAAGGAUGGACUUCAUUUACUGUUUGUGGGAAGUUGCGACGCUUAGUAAAAGUUCAGAAGGUUGGGCAUGCUGGUACUCUUGACCCGAUGGCCACAGGGUUAUUAAUUGUUUGUAUUGGUAAAGCCACAAAAAUUGUUGACAGGUACCAAGGUAUGGUUAAAGGAUAUAGUGGUGUUUUCCGUCUAGGAGAAGCUACAUCAACCUGGGAUGCAGAUUCACCAGUUAUUCAAAGAGAACCAUGGGAACACAUCAAGGAUGAUGAUAUAAAAAAGGCGGUUAAAUCUUUCUUAGGAGAGAUAUGGCAAGUUCCUCCUAUGUUUUCAGCCAUUAAGGUUGGCGGUGAAAGAAUGUACGAGAAAGCAAGGAAAGGAGAAACAGUUGAGUUAUCACCAAGACGAAUAUCAAUAUAUCAGUUUGAUAUUGAGCGCAGCUUGGGUGACAGGCAGAAUCUGGUAUUCAGAGUAACUUGUUCUAAGGGAACAUAUAUCCGAUCUCUUUGUGCUGAUCUUGGAAAAGCUCUUGGCAGCUGUGCUCAUUUGGCUGCCCUACGAAGGGAUUCAAUUGGAGAAUAUUCAGUUGACGAUGCAUGGAACUUCGAAGAACUGGAAGAGCAUAUCACCAAGGGAUACUUAUGAGAUCACAAGAAAUUGUCAGAUGUAUACUGUGUUUCAAGG
Messenger RNA from Zingiber officinale, 1739 nucleotides. RefSeq lists its product as uncharacterized. The coding region runs from base 153 to 1700 and encodes 515 amino acids. Gene Ontology annotation, biological process: tRNA modification; mRNA pseudouridine synthesis. Gene Ontology annotation, cellular component: mitochondrion. The transcript is spliced from 9 exons. The record is from RefSeq and is a predicted model, not a curated record. NCBI's taxonomy places the organism in Eukaryota, Viridiplantae, Streptophyta, Magnoliopsida, Zingiberales, Zingiberaceae. Gene Ontology annotation, molecular function: pseudouridine synthase activity; RNA binding.